This is a messenger RNA of Pantherophis guttatus, 486 nucleotides long. It is a transcript of the gene NEUROG3, whose product is annotated as neurogenin 3. The record is from RefSeq and is a predicted model, not a curated record. Gene Ontology annotation, cellular component: nucleus. Gene Ontology annotation, biological process: axon development; positive regulation of transcription by RNA polymerase II; sensory organ development. NCBI's taxonomy places the organism in Eukaryota, Metazoa, Chordata, Lepidosauria, Squamata, Colubridae. Gene Ontology annotation, molecular function: E-box binding; protein dimerization activity; DNA-binding transcription factor activity, RNA polymerase II-specific.
UGCGAGGGAGGCGUCCCCUCCAAGGCCAGAAGCCGUCGAGGCCGCGGCAAGGGCAAAAGCGACGGUCUCGGGGUGUCGGGCCGAGCCAAGCGGAGCCGGCGCGCGAAGGCCAACGACCGCGAGCGCAACCGGAUGCACAACCUGAACUCGGCCCUGGAUGCGCUGCGCGGCGUCCUGCCUUCCUUCCCCGACGACGCCAAGCUGACCAAGAUCGAGACGCUCCGCUUCGCCCACAAUUACAUCUGGGCGCUCACCGAGACCCUCCGCCUGGCCGAUCAGAGCGCGCUGGCCCGGCCGAGCCAGGAGGCCGCUUUCCCAGCGCUGGACGGCAACCCCGAAGGCCCCGUCGCCUGGCUCUGUCCCUGGGACUCGCCCGGCUCGCAAGAGAGCAGCCUCAGCCCCAGUGACUCUGCGGAGGACGCGCGCGUUUUCCGCCCUCCCUGUCUCAGGCUCCCCACCCAGGCCGCCUUUCCGGACUUCGUGUGA